Molecule: messenger RNA, 2340 nt
Organism: Eimeria maxima
Lineage: Eukaryota; Apicomplexa; Conoidasida; Eucoccidiorida; Eimeriidae
Exons: 1
Coding region: 1-2340 (779 amino acids)
Source: RefSeq, a predicted model, not a curated record
AUGCAAAUCGUAGCCGCAGCAGGGGAGGGCGCACUUCCGACCCAAGUGCACCUGCUCCGCUUCGGCGACAGUGCGUUGGAGGUAUUCCCUGAAGAUGCUGUGCAUCCUGUUACUUCGAAGAGCCUUAGACACCGGUGGAAUGGAGGGGUUGGAGGGGUGGGCCCCCGUGUAGCAGCAAUUGCCGCAGUUGUUGCUGUUGCAGCAGCGUACUUAGUUCUGCACUGCGUACUGUACCUGGCGAACUCCAACAAGAGCAGAGGGGCAUUGAGAUUUCUUGCAGGAGCGGAAGCUAGGGGAGGCAUACACACGGGAGAGUCUUGCAAUGUUCUGGAGGAAGAGCCCCCUCCUGCAAGUGCAACUUCGGUUGCAACGAAACUGGCAGAGAGUGAAGGCCUUGAUGAAGAGGAAUUGUUGAGGCAGGCUCGAAAGUACGUCAUCGACCUCACACAGUUUGUUGAAGAAAGCGAGAAUGUGAUUUUGCAGCUGGACACCCCACUAAGAUCCAGGUGCAUAGCAGCGUUUUUGUGUGUGGCUGUGGUGGAGUUGUCUGCCUUGUACUCGCUAUUGGAAGAACCAAAGAGGGAGGAUAUGCUCCAACAAACAGUCAAGAUUAGAAGUCGAAUACAAGAUGUCCGCGACACUCUAAACACUAGUGAAAUUUCCUCUUCUCGACAGCGGCAUCACGCAUGCCUCGACAAACUACUCAGCAGGCUCAAUGAAGUGCCACCCCCAUCCGCCGAUCUCACACAGAGCCAGCAACUGGUAAAAAUGAAACAUCUGCUCCAGCUGCAGAAGCUAGAAUUAGAUCAGCUUUGCACCGGGCUGGCAUGGCUAAAAGAAUCCCUGGAAAGCUCAAAGAGUGCUACUAAUGUCUCCAAAGCUGCUGCAACAGGCGGUAAAGGUGCCGCUCCCAACGCUAAAGGUGUUGAGGCUGUUGCUGCACCCCGUGGCGUUUCCACUGAUUAUAUACUUGAUUCAAUUGUUACGAGCAUCGAAGUCACCGUGCACAGAAGGAGGGGACAUGUUUUUCUCGAUCAGCUUUUGGGCGGCUGGCUGCGGAAGACACAUGAAACCAUAUCUCACUAUGGCAUUAUGAGCCCCGGUGCCAUCGAUGGCAUACUGAGGAGGCCUCACAAAAGCCAUUGCGAACACAUGCGAACCAUGGAGACCACGCCACUGGCAUCCGGCGAAAAACCCUGGGAAAACGAUCUCGUCCAGAGAACCAUCGCAGCUAGGAAGACCCCAGACAAGCCUGUCAGCCAGACACCCUCUAAAGUAUGCAAAGGACUUCGUUCAGAAGGUAGGAGAAAUGCUAGUCGUGCCCCCCGAAAGCUGGCACCCCGCCACCACAAACCAAAGGCAACCGCCGGCGCUGCCAUGUCGGCACCUACUUCCUCCUCCUCCACCACGUCUGCCACUGCUGCUAUUACUACCUCCACUGCGGCUGCUGCUCCACAGCAGCCGGGAAGUCCCCGCGAAGGCUCACAAGCAGUGGCUGACCCUUGUGGAUCCUCUCCUACCUUAUCGUCCCCCACAAUGCCUGUUCCUGAUGACGCUGUUGUCGCUGUUACCACUGCUGUAUCUGAAAGGAAGGACCAGCCUUUGUCGGUUUCCAAUCGCCUCGAGACAGAAUCCCCUUCGGCUGUGUCUAAUGAACUUUCACCUGGCUGGCCGCCUACUCCUGCUAGCCUACCCCAGCACCCUGCUGCCUCCCUCCCUUCUGGCACUGCUGUUAGCUUCUCAGCUAGUGGGCGGGAACCAGCAGCCGCAUCGACCUCCACAACCCCUGCUGCCACUGACGUCGGGAUAUCUUCCGGCUCCUCCUUGUCGCCUGAAACUUCGCCGAGGCCGCUGGCCAGUUCAUUUGGUGCACCUGCUCCUACUGCUGCUUUCUCCUCUCAAGAUUUCACCUUGCCGACGCAAGGUCCUGCUGCUCCUGCACUUCUUUCUCAUUCUCAUCCUCGUCCAUCGUGGGCAGCUGUAGCUGCACGUGGUGUCUCACCUGCCUCUUCAGCCUUUCAUCCCUUGCCAGCAGCACCAGUCCUACCUGAGGCUGGAUUCGAUCGAGCCCCAGGCGCGUCAAGGCCUCGGCGUUCUGCCGACAAAUAUGUUGGUCCCUUUGGAAGUCCUGAACCUUGUGCAACUUCUAGCUAUGCUCCUUUAUCUGCCUCUCCAACAGCUGCCUGGCAAUUCCAAAUGAAAGGAUUAGGUGGAAACACUCUUCAGGAAACGGAUAUGCCAAUUACGGGAAGGACUGCUGCUGAAGCAGGACUUGAGGCACUUUCUCAACUCUUCACUGGGCCACCCAACAGGCUGCCAAAAUGGAGCAAUGCACCCUAG